UACACGUCAGCGUUUUUUAAUGAUUGUAGGGCCCAUGGUUUGGUUUGCUGAUUUAUUUUUCACGUUUUGAUUUCGGUUCUACUUUGUGUUGGUUCAACCAUUUGUUGCGUUUGGUUAAGGUAAGUUUUCUAAACACGGCGUUUUGUGCUUGAGAUUAGGAAUUAAUGGUUUUCAUUUUUCAUCUCUUCGACUUCGUCUUCUCCGCUGAUCUUUCACUCCAUAGACAAUGAAUCCUUCUCUCAACUCUCAGGCUCCUCUAUCAUUCAAUGUCUUUAUCUUAUCUAGCCAAUAAAUGUUAUUCUCAUUUAACCCAAAAAUUCUGCCGACCUCUCUAUUUCCAUCAUGCCAAACCUAUAAAUUGGAGAAAGUUGAGAGUUGGAGAAGACAAACCUCUGGUGAAUACUUUCUCAUAGGAUUCUCCGCUAUCUCAUUCGCCGAAGCCAAGGCGAAGAAAAGUGGAAUGGAGAUAGCAGGGCCGGUUGUAGCAUGCGUGGCCUAUCUAGCCUUCAAUAUACAGUGAAUGUUGUAAAGGACCUUGAACUCUUCGCUCAUCAUGCUGGACGCAAAAUUAUGAAUAUGGACGAUGUUAUUCUCUCCGCGCACAGAAACGAUAAUUUAGCUUCGUCUUUGAGGUCAUUGGACAAUGAGCUACAGGCAAAGGAGCCACAACCUGAGAGGAAACGCAAGAAAGUGUCAACCAAGAAAGAUGACAAAUCAAGUAGUAGCAAUGCUGUUUGCACCAACCGAUCUCUAAAUCUUCAGCUUCAUUGCAUACGUUCAAAAAGUUCUUAAAUAUCCUGAAAGUCUUUCUGUAAUUUUAUACAAGAAUUUUCAUUAACUCUCUUACUCUAAAAUCUUAAUAUAUAUAUUGUAUUAGGCCGCGUA
Raphanus sativus (radish) is the source of this 885-nucleotide messenger RNA. Its product is annotated as protein MHF1 homolog. Lineage: Eukaryota; Viridiplantae; Streptophyta; Magnoliopsida; Brassicales; Brassicaceae. Gene Ontology annotation, cellular component: FANCM-MHF complex; Fanconi anaemia nuclear complex. The transcript is spliced from 4 exons. The record is from RefSeq and is a predicted model, not a curated record. Gene Ontology annotation, biological process: replication fork processing; resolution of meiotic recombination intermediates. Gene Ontology annotation, molecular function: chromatin binding; protein heterodimerization activity. Bases 487 to 792 code for a protein of 101 amino acids.